CACACACACACACACACACACACACAUGCAUUCAGUCCGUCGCUCUCACAGACACCAUUAGCACGGCUCUGUGGUGGAAAUAGAAAGCUAGAGAUAAAGAGAGAGAGAGAUAGGAGAAUAAAAAGAAAAACAAAGAGGGCAAACAGGUGGAAUUAGGAAGAGAAACACCAAUCUAUUCCUCAGACUACAGCAUGCAGCAGCAGUGGGUGUGUCUGGCUUUACUGGCCCUCCUGACUGUCACAGCGACGCUGGCAGAUGGUGGAAAAACAGAGAAACAAGGUAAGAAAGAGCGUAAAUCGGAUUGUGGCGAGUGGCAGUGGAGCGUGUGUGUGGCUAACGAGGGUGACUGCGGCCUGGGCACCAGAGAGGGCACACGCACCGGCAACGACUGUAAACAGACCAUCAAAACCCAGCGCUGCAAAAUCCCCUGCAACUGGAAAAAGCAGUUUGGAGGUGAGUGUAAGUAUGAUUUUCAGGUGUGGGGAGAGUGUGACUCGACCACGGGAAUGAAGACGCGCACCGGCAUGCUGAAGCGAGCGCUGAUGGACGCUAACUGCCCGAACACCGUCAGCGCCACCAAACCCUGCGGCAAACCCAAGCCCAAGAUACAAGGUACAAGAAUAUACUCAUAA
Molecule: messenger RNA, 632 nt
Organism: Sinocyclocheilus grahami
Lineage: Eukaryota; Metazoa; Chordata; Actinopteri; Cypriniformes; Cyprinidae
Product: pleiotrophin-like
Exons: 4
Coding region: 192-632 (146 amino acids)
Molecular function (GO): growth factor activity
Source: RefSeq, a predicted model, not a curated record